AUGAAACACUCUGAACCAUGUGUCGAUCCACAAGUGACUGAGGCACGAUAUUUGAACCGAAACUUGAAAAACAGAAUUACUGUCACAAUGGAGUUCGUUUGGAGUUCAUUUGUUAUCUGUAGUGAUGUCCUAGAACGGAAAAUAGAAAAGCUGGAUGAUGGAAAGCAUUUGGACGCCCUUUGCCACUCACCUUAUUCCUAUGCUUAUCCCAAGAAGAAUCAGCACAACAUAAAAUUGGCAUCAGCCAGAAAAAUGUCUGAGCUUGGAAAGUGCUGA
Dovyalis caffra is the source of this 276-nucleotide messenger RNA. Lineage: Eukaryota; Viridiplantae; Streptophyta; Magnoliopsida; Malpighiales; Salicaceae. The record is from the annotation of a GenBank genome assembly.